AUGGGUUCCAAUGAUUCAACCCCGCCAACCUCCAUCCCGACCGUGGACAUGAGUCCUUGGCUGGACGAGCAUGCCUCACCAGCAGCCAAGGAUGAGGUGGUAAACUCCAUGCGCAAUGCAUGUUCCACCUUCGGCUUCUUCUAUCUCGUCGGCCACGGUAUUCCCGAAGAAGAUCGCCAAGCCGUCCUUGAGUGCACUCGCAAGUACUUCGCCCUUCCCAUGGAAGACAAGAUGGAGACUUGGAUUGGCAAGGCGAUGGGACGGUCGUUCCGUGGCUACGAGCCGCCUGCUCUGCAGGUGCAUCAGGAGGGCCUCUUACCCGCUACUAAGGAGGGCUUCAUCAUCGGCCGCGAGACCCCGGCCGAUGCCCCCGAGGCGGGAACGUUCCAUACUGGGCCUAACCAGUGGCCGAAGGCGCUUCGCGAUGAAGAAUUCCGGAUUCCACUGAUGGAAUAUCACAGCAAGAUGAUCGAGAUGGUAAAGGUUAUCCUCCGGAUCUUGGCCCGUGGCCUUCCUGAGGAGUGGAACUGUCCACCGGAUGUGUUUGAUGAGUUGACGGUUGAGCCGUCAGCGCCCUUGCGGCUGCUCUACUAUCCUCCUCAAUCUGUCAAGCAUGCGAAUCAAUUUGGAGUGGGUGAGCAUACCGACUUCGGUAACGUCUCGGUCCUUCUGCAAGAGGAGGGCACAGAGGGUCUAGAAGUGCUGUAUCCUCCUACGCAGACGUGGGUGCCUGUGCCUGUAAAAGCACACUCCUACGUGAUCAAUAUGGGUGAUAUGAUGCAGAAAUGGACUGCAGGCUACUAUCGUAGUGCGACUCAUCGGGUUGUAAAUUCUAGCACCAAGGGGCGAUACAGUGCUCCGUUCUUCAUGAACGGAAAUCUGGACCUUAGAUGCCACGCCUUAGAUGGAUCGGGGGAGGCGACUGUUAUUGGGGACCAUAUUCGGCGAAGGCUUAUGGAGACGAUUGGUGGCGAGGCGGGGAGGAAGUUGGGACUUUGA
This is a messenger RNA of Aspergillus viridinutans, 999 nucleotides long. Its product is annotated as isopenicillin N synthase family dioxygenase. Bases 1 to 999 code for a protein of 332 amino acids. Gene Ontology annotation, molecular function: dioxygenase activity. The transcript is spliced from 3 exons. NCBI's taxonomy places the organism in Eukaryota, Fungi, Ascomycota, Eurotiomycetes, Eurotiales, Aspergillaceae. The record is from RefSeq and is a predicted model, not a curated record.